AUGAGGAAACAUAGAGAUCAAAACAUAAAUUUUCCCCCCCACAUUGGUACAGUCCUUGAUAGUCACAGAAGAGGCAUAAGCUUAAGAAGACUACAAGCUCCCACAUCCCUGCGGUGGAACAAACCUAGAAUGAACAAAACUUUGGCUUCUGAUAGGAUGCCUGUGGACAUUCCUCCAAACCAAAACCAAAGUACCCUAUUGGGAAAGACAGAAAUAUCUAGCACCCUGAAAUAUCUACUAGACAAGCUGCAGAAAUUCCUGAAGGAGAAUUUAGAAGCACUGGGGGUGGCUCAGAUUAUGAUUGGUGUGAAAUGCUUCUUUUAUGGGAUAAUUGGAUUUCUUCCUCCUAAUUCUGAAAUGCACAGAAUCAUUUUCUUCUCAAUUUACACAGGCUUCUCCUUCUGGGGGGCAUUGUCUUUUAUCAUUUCUGGAAUUCUGACUGUUGUGUCUGCCAAGAAGCAAACAAAAUCACUGCUGAGAGGGAAUCUAGGUGCUAACACUCUUAGCACCUUGGUCUCCUUUGUUGGGAUCUGUAUUCUGUCACACAAUUUAACAAAAAAUGGCCACUAUGAUUGCAAGAAGGAAGCUCUCUGUUUGGGCAUCAAACCAGUUGCAACUGAACUUGUGAUUGUCCUAAUUAUCCUAACUUGUCUGCAAAUUUUAAUUUCACUUCCUCUCUCCAUGCUCAACUAUAACGUGAAUGACAAGGAUAUUCACUGGAUUUCUAUAUUGUUUCGCUGGCAAACACCUUCUGAAAGUAUUUACGAAGAAGUGUUCCCUCAAACUUCAAUCAAUCAAGAACUUCAACGUAAGAAAGAAACAACUUCACGUUAUCCUGCAGAUACUAGCAAACAAACAUGA
Molecule: messenger RNA, 861 nt
Organism: Neogale vison (American mink)
Lineage: Eukaryota; Metazoa; Chordata; Mammalia; Carnivora; Mustelidae
Product: high affinity immunoglobulin epsilon receptor subunit beta-like
Biological process (GO): cell surface receptor signaling pathway
Cellular component (GO): plasma membrane
Source: RefSeq, a predicted model, not a curated record